AUGGGUUACGUUAAUUUGAAGUAUUUGCUACUAUGCGGGCUGUUUUUCAUUGCCACCACAGUCUUCGGUGUUAUUCAACCUGUCCCAGCACAAGGCGCUGGCGGGAUUUGCUACAUGUACAUCAUCCAAGGUGCUGAUACGUGUUUUUCGAUUGCCCAACAGCACAGUAUUACUGUUGCCGACAUUGAAGCCUUCAACAAGAACACAUGGGCAUGGCUGGGAUGCAAAAAGUCACUAUACCAAGGUGCAUUCAUCUGUCUCAGCGCUGGCGCUGCUCCGAUGCCAGUCGCACUCCCGCAGGCUACUUGUGGUCCCCAGGUGCCUGGAACAACACGUCCCAAGAACUUUGAUCUACUUGGUACUCUUAAUCCGUGCCCAGAAAAAGGAUGUUGUUCUCCGUGGGGAGUCUGCGGUACUACUCCCGAAUUCUGCAGUCCCUCGGACUAUACAUCGCACACGACAGCCGCGCCGACUCAAGCUCAGAAAGGGACAGCUGGUCAGAAAGCUCCUCCGCCAGCAGAGACAACCAAAGCCACUAGAAGCGAAUCUACGACUACGAAAAAGCCAAGAACCACAACGACCACGUCGAAAGCAACCACUUCUAAAUCAACCAGUACCAAGACUAUGGCAACAACUAAAGAAGCAGACAAAACAACCAAAGCCUCUGCUUCUACUGAAACAGCUAUGGAGCCAUGGACACUCACACUCUAUGAAAAGAAGAACUGCGAGGGAAAUUACUAUCUCCUAGAAGGAUACAACAAAGGAUACGAUCAAAUGAACCCAGCGCGAUGUCUGAAUGUCAACGGCAAUCUCAAAACCGACUCGAUGGGGACAGAUACAUUCUGCAAAUUCUUUACAGAAGAAGGGUUGCAUUCUACCAGUUGUGACGCUGGGAAUUUCACCAAGAUGGCCUCGUGGUAUCUGAAGAAUGGCUUUUGCUACACAUUUAACCUCAAGGAUUGCAGUUACAAGGAUCACAAGGAUUCUUUUAUUGGUGAUGGUAGUAAUGCGUUCGGUUGUGAGAAUCAUGGACCCAGACAUUCUCCGAAUUAUGACUCGUUGAAUUGCUUUGUUAACUGA
Molecule: messenger RNA, 1080 nt
Organism: Penicillium nucicola
Lineage: Eukaryota; Fungi; Ascomycota; Eurotiomycetes; Eurotiales; Aspergillaceae
Exons: 2
Coding region: 1-1080 (359 amino acids)
Molecular function (GO): chitin binding
Source: RefSeq, a predicted model, not a curated record